AAAAAACAUCCCCUCCGACAAGUGCAUUCAUUAACUGCCCCGAACAAUGGCCUCCGUUCAACUCUCCUUCGCUUUGCGCACCUCCUCCGGCGUCAAGACCGUCCAUCUCCUCGGGUCUUGGGAUAACUACGCCGGACAGCUUCCUCUUUCAAAGGACAAAUCUUCGUCCAAGUCUGGUUCGUGGAAAGGGACAUUCCGAUUCCAAGGAUCGACCCUCGAGCCGGGCCAACGAUACUGGUAUUACUACAUCAUUGACGGCUACCAUGUAUCGCAUGACCCGGGCCAGUCUUCCACCACCGAACCGACCACUGGACGCAUCUUGAACAUUCUUGAUGUCCCAGCCGAGAAGACCUACAAAUCCUCUUCCAGCCAUUCCAAAUCUAGCUCAUCCAGAGACAAGCACUCGUCCAAGUCAUCUCACUCAUCCAAGCACUCAUCGUCCAGCUCGAGGCGAGCCUCCCGCCGCGACAGCAAUCUGACCGUCGAUAUCCCGAAAGGCCGUCCACUAUCUAUGUCCGAGAUCAAGUCGCCCAAGCCAAUCACACCCCAUGCGACCAAGUACAUUCUCACGACAGAUUACAGCGCCCCGACGGUCGAGGAACUCACCUCACGCUUCAGCACCACCACCAUUGACGAGAACUACGUCUACGACAGUUCCAUGUCGCCACCGUCAUCCGUCGGCUCCAGUCUCUCGAGCCGCUCGGACAGCGACUCACCCAGCUCCGCAAGUUCUCUCAGCGACUACAGCACGCCUGGCUCCGGCAGCGAAUGUAGAUGUGAGCGCUACGGCAUCACACGCGGAGGGGAUCGGGUGAAGCUCGACUGCGGCGGUUCUCGAUGCGGCUACAGCGACGACGACAGUUCCUCUUGCUCGUCCGAGGACGAGUACGAGUAUCAUAGUUCACGACGCAAUGGCCUGGUAGUGAGACGAUGAUAGAUUUUACUUAUUUUUUGGAAGGGAGAGAGGAAGGAAGAAGCGAAGCACAUAACGCCGUCCAUUCAUUACGGCCAGUUCCCUGUUUGCAACCAACCCCACACG
Messenger RNA from Hyaloscypha bicolor E, 1039 nucleotides. RefSeq lists its product as uncharacterized. The transcript has a single exon. Bases 47 to 934 code for a protein of 295 amino acids. The record is from RefSeq and is a predicted model, not a curated record. NCBI's taxonomy places the organism in Eukaryota, Fungi, Ascomycota, Leotiomycetes, Helotiales, Hyaloscyphaceae.